AUGUUCGUGCUCUUCUGUUUACUGUGUCCGAGCCUCGCCGCGCCGUUCGACAACGCUACGAGCACGUUCGUCGAGCGAUGCCGCGUCGAUUGUGGCCUAAAGAAGGAUUUCCCGAGCUGCGGCAAAUACAGGAUCGUUAGGUGGUUGCACGACGUCGUUAGGGAGAAGGAGUUCACUUACGGCCCGUUCCGUCUAGUGAGGAUACCGUCCAUGACUGGUCACACGAUACUACCGAAAUUGCCUCAGUCCCGUGUGUUUAAGAGCGACGCAGUCGCGGCCUUGAACUUCGUCAGGGACGCGGUCGAGGACUUGCUAACGAAACGAGCGAUUGUUUACACGAUCGACAACUCCGUGACUGGGAGGGGCUUCGGUACCAUGCCCAUGGUCAUGGACGAGGAUGAAUUAGCGGAAUGGCAGAGCAGAAAACAGCCGGCAGAUAACGGGCGGCUCUUCAAGAAGAAGAAAUCCAUGAUCGUACUGCUGAAUCUAUUGAAACUGAAGCUGCUGCUGCUGCCGAUAUUCUUGGGCGUGCAUUUCAUCAAGAAAUUGUUGCUACUUGCUUCGUUGUUGGCGCCCUCUAUACUGGCGCAUCUGAAGAUCUGCAAGGUCCCUCAGCCUCAUCAGCAGUCCUACCCGUAUCACACGUGGGCUACGGCUGCUGAGGCGCCGGCCGACUAUCCGACAGGUUAUGGACAGGAAGAGGCCUGGGCUCACAGGAACGAUCUAGCGUACUAUGGCCAUCAUGGUUACCGCAACCCCUACGGAUGA
Dufourea novaeangliae is the source of this 768-nucleotide messenger RNA. RefSeq lists its product as uncharacterized. Lineage: Eukaryota; Metazoa; Arthropoda; Insecta; Hymenoptera; Halictidae. The record is from RefSeq and is a predicted model, not a curated record.